Messenger RNA from Arvicola amphibius (Eurasian water vole), 3706 nucleotides. It is a transcript of the gene Optn, whose product is annotated as optineurin. Lineage: Eukaryota; Metazoa; Chordata; Mammalia; Rodentia; Cricetidae. Gene Ontology annotation, molecular function: K63-linked polyubiquitin modification-dependent protein binding. Gene Ontology annotation, cellular component: nucleus; Golgi apparatus; cytoplasm. Gene Ontology annotation, biological process: regulation of canonical NF-kappaB signal transduction; Golgi ribbon formation; protein localization to Golgi apparatus. The record is from RefSeq and is a predicted model, not a curated record.
GACCCGUUGCCAUGUCCCAUCAACCUCUGAGCUGCCUGACUGAGAAGGGGGACAGCCCCUGUGAGACCCCAGGAAAUGGACCCCCCAGUAUGGUUCACCCCAGCCUGGACACAUUCUCUCCUGAGGAGCUGGUGCAGCAAAUGAAGGAACUCCUUGUUGAGAACCACCCAGUUGAAGAAGCCAUAAAGCUAAAUAAUCAGGUCAUGAAAGGACGAUUUGAGGAGCUUUCAGCCUGGACAGAGAAAGCAGAAGGAAGAACGCCAAGAUGUUUUGAGACACAGAAAGAAGCUAAGGAGCACCUGAUGGCCUUGAGUCAAGAAAAUGAGAAACUGAAGGAAGAGCUUGGGAAACUAAGAGAGAAAUCAGAAAGGCUGUUUGAAGGUUCCAUAGGUGUCUCCGGGCUUUCCAGGGCAGACCUAGAGCAGGAAGUAGAGCAGCUGAAGACCCAGGUGAUGCGCCUUCAAGCUGAAAAGGCAGACCUGCUGGGCAUCGUCUCAGAACUACAGCUCAAGCUCAACGCCAGCGGCUCCUCAGAGGACUCCUUUGUUGAGAUCAGGAUGGCUGAAGGAGAAGCUGAAGGAGCAGUGAAGGAAAUAAAGAACAGUCCUGUACCUACAAGACCAGACUACGUCAACAUGACCAGCUCUGCAGAAGAUGCCAGGACAUGUGUAGAGUUUGAGGAAUUAACUGUGAGCCAACUCCUGCUCUGCCUAAGGGAAGGAAACCAAAAGGUGGAGAGACUUGAAUUCGCCCUCAGAGAAGCCAAAGAAAGAAUUUCAGAGUUUGAAAAGAAAGCAAAUAACCGUUCUGAGAUUGAGACCCAGACAGAAGGGAGCAGAGAAGAAGAGGGUGAAGAGGACAAAGACCCAGAAAGUGUUGGAAGCGAAGUGGAAAUACUGAAGGUUCGAGUGACAUCUCUGUUUAAGGAGCUUCAAGAGGCGCACACGAAACUCAGUGAGGCUGAGCUAAUGAAGAAGAGACUUCAAGAAAAGUGCCAGGCUCUGGAGAGGAAAAACUCGGCCACCCCAUCAGAGCUGACGGAGAAGCAGGAGCUCGUGUACAGCAACAAGAAGCUAGAGCUGCAGGUGGAGAGCAUGCGCGCGGAAAUCAAGAUGGAGCAAGCCAAGACAGAGGAAGAAAAAUCCAGGUUAGCCACUCUGCAGUCAACACACAACAAGCUUCUUCAAGAACAUAAUAAUGCACUGAAAACAAUUGAGGAGCUAACCAAAAAACAGGCAGAAAAAGUGGACAAGAUGAUGCUGCAAGAACUUUAUGAAAAGCUGGAUCUGGCAGAGCGGGCUUUGGCAUCCAAGCAGCUUCAGAUGGACGAGAUGAAACAGACCAUUGCUAAGCAGGAGGAGGACCUGGAAACCAUGGCUGUCCUCAGGGCUCAGAUGGAGGUGUACUGCUCAGAUUUUCAUGCUGAGAGAGCAGCAAGAGAGAAGAUUCAUGAAGAAAAGGAGCAGCUGGCCCUGCAGCUGGCGAUUUUGCUGAAAGAGAACAAUGACUUUGAGGAUGAAGGCAGUAGGCAAUCCUUGAUGGAAAUGCAGAGCCGGCAUGGGGCAAGAUCCAGUGAUUCUGACCAGCAAGCUUACCUCCUUCAAAGAGGAGCCGAGGACAUGAGCUGGAGACAGCAGCAGCCACGGAGUCUUCCGAUUCACUCUUGCCCCAAAUGUGGAGAAGUUCUGCCGGACAUCGACACGCUACAGAUCCAUGUCAUGGACUGCAUCAUUUGAGUGUUGUUUCUACUCCCCAAAACUGUUGGUAAAUGCCAGAUUUUCUCCUCCAAGACAUGGACUUCUGUCUUAUUUGUUGUCACACAAAUCUUUUUGCCACAUUAUCCUUAUUUCAGGAGAAAGAAAAUGUACCCAUCCUAAGGAGAGCAUCUUCUGGACUGACAGGAAUCUAGUAGUAGAUUCUAGUUACCGCCCUUCCAGUAGGAGAUGGGUAUUUUUAUGUUUACUCCUAAGACUUACUGAGAGAGUCAGCCAGAAUGCCGUGUGUUUCGAAUGACAUAUGUUAAGAAUCUUUAUGAGGCAGGAAGAUGAAAUGGUCAGGAAACGUGUCUGGACUGUUUUUCUAGGCAAGUCUUCACCUGCAGGUGUUUUGUUGUUUGAUGUGUAAUUAUUUGGCUCUGAGCAUUGUGAGCUUUCUAUUGCUGUCAGGCCAGAUGAGGGCUGGGAAUGUGGCUCAGGAGUGGAGUGCUGUCCUACAGCUGGACAGUGUGAUGAUACUGUCGGUCUGUUUGUGCUGGAGGCACAUGGGCCAGUACAGCACACCAUUUAACUUUAAACAGAACAGCUAUUUCCUUCCCAGAUAAAGUAGAAGCUUACAAACAUCAGUUAUUACAAAAUAAAAUUUCACUACAAGUCUGUUCCAUGGCUCAUAUACAGCCAGGAUAUUGUAGUAUGUAUAUUCUGUAUUAAGCUCAUUUAACUUAAUAUAACCUCAACACUGAGAUGCUUUAUUCAUAGUAAACAGGAGCAGGUCCUUCUCAUAGAGGGCCAGUACAUGUUCAGAUGAGAUCCCUGCUAAGCUGGUGAACAGAGUCAGGCAUGGUGGUGCAGAGCACACCUGCAAUUCCAGCACAUGGGAAACUGAGACCAGAGAUCACCAGCUCAUGGCCAACCAGGACUACACAGAAUAAACAGGGAUUCGCCAUGUUUUCUGUUUAAAAGGCUAGCAAGAGCCAAACAAGUCAUUAAAGUGAACAGUAUCAACUCCUAAAACAUUUAAGAGAAAAUGAGAAGGUCUGCUUUGUUUCUGUUCACCAUAAGACCACUGGUUAAAUACACACGUGUGUGUAUUUAAAUAGAAUCAAAACAGUUGAUUCAUUGCAAAGGAACUUAAUGUCCAAGUUACAGUUAUCUCCAUGCCUAAACUCCAAGACAAUACAACGCUAUACUGGUUCAGCAGUAGGUAGGUUUGAUUCCCCCACUUGCACCCUAAGGGACAAUGUUUGUUAAUGACAUUUCUAAAAUGACUGACAUUUUUUCUCUUCUUAUAUUUUCUGGUACAAAUUUAUUUCCUAUUUUAUACUGGAUAAAGUAGAUUGCUAUAGCAUCCCAGAUAGAGGAGGAAAUCUUUCUCAAUGAAGCUACUGGGAAAAUCCUUUCAUUUUGUUCAAGUAUAGUUAUCUGAUAAAUCCAAACUGUGAAAUGAGAACUCAGUGGUCUUAAUGAGACUAUGGCCGUGACAUUUGUUUGAUCAUGAAGAGGAUUACAAAUGAAGGCAAGUUCAAAUGAAGACAAUUAGAGGGCUGUCUAUAUACCAUCUUCAUAGCAGCAUUUUCUGCAGUAGCUAGAAUACAGCGCAACCUAGGUGCCAUUCACCUAGACAAAGAAAAUGCGAUAUACAUAUAUACUGAAGUAGCAGUCAGCCUUUCAAAAGAAGGGACUCAUCACUUUAACAGAGAUAAGCCUGGAAGACAUCAUGUGACGUGAAAUAAGAUAGUCAUAAAUACCACAUGACCUCACUUGUAUGUGAACUCUGAAAAAUGAACUCAUAGAUGUUGAGAGCUGAGAGGGCUAGUGGCACAUGAGGGAAGGUGUGGGAGGGAGAGCAGAUGCUGAUCUAAGGGUACGACAUCUCAGGAGGGAUGAGCUGUAGUGAUCUACUGUACAGAAUAGUGACUGCAGUAAUUUGUAUAUUAAGGCUGUGUGGUUUUAAGGGAAUUGCCAGUUUAGUAAACAACUUGUAAAUGGUG